This is a messenger RNA of Pleurotus ostreatus (oyster mushroom), 1572 nucleotides long. RefSeq lists its product as uncharacterized. The record is from RefSeq and is a predicted model, not a curated record. Gene Ontology annotation, molecular function: transmembrane transporter activity. The transcript has 7 exons. Lineage: Eukaryota; Fungi; Basidiomycota; Agaricomycetes; Agaricales; Pleurotaceae. Gene Ontology annotation, cellular component: membrane. The coding region runs from base 1 to 1572 and encodes 523 amino acids. Gene Ontology annotation, biological process: transmembrane transport.
AUGUCGACGACUCCCUUUUCAACUUCCUCCGUCGACGAGGCAACUCAGAGUGCAUUGAGCCGUAGUAGAAGCUCCAGCACGGAAGGUGAAAGUAGACUUGGUGAAAACGAGGGGGCGUCGAAGGAAAAGACCUCGUCCUCCCCCUCAUCUUCCGAUAUCGAAACCCUCGCCGGCAUCACUGACGACCACGCCCCGCUUUCUAAACUUCGAAAGAUCAUCAUUCUGGGCGUCUUCUGUUCUGCGCAGUUCUUUGACCUCUUCAAUGCGAACGCCGUCAUCGUCUCAUUACCAUCGCUCGGAGCGGAUCUCAACUUCACGCCAGGAGCCCUGCAAUGGAUCCUCUCAGCCUACACCCUCACUUUCGCCUCCUUCAUGUUGAUAUCCGGCACGCUUUCCGAUAUAUAUCACCCGAAACCGAUAUUCUGUCUGGGCUUCGCUUUCUUGGGGCUAUUCAGCAUCCCCGUAGCUGCGAGCGUCCACCCAAUUAUGGCCAUCGUGUUUCGAGCAUUGCAAGGAAUAGGCGCGGCUAUGAACGUCCCCUCGGCGAUCGCAAUGAUACGAAUAACAUUUACAGAUCCCAUCGAACGCAGCGGCGCCUACGCAGCGUACGCUAUCGCUGGAACAGUGGGCAACGUCGCAGGGUUUGUCAUAGGUGGCGUCCUCACCGCACGUACUUCUUGGCGCUGGGUGCAUUACCUGGUAGCCAUUCUCGUCAUUCCCAUGGCUAUUGCGGGUUGGUUCCUGUUGCCUCCGCACAAGGCUCCACCAAAAUCUGAGCGCCGGUCGAUCGACAUACCGGGGGUGCUGACGCUCACUGCGGGCCUCAUACUCUUCGUGUAUGCCAUCUCCGAUGGCGCGGAAGUCGGUUGGGGCUCACCACAAGUUAUAACAACGCUUGUUCUCUCUGUAUUCGUCGUCGGUGCAUUCUUCGGCAUCGAGCAAUACGUCUCGAACCCGGCCCUCCCGCCAAAGACGUGGACGAACAAGAACUUCAUUCCGCUCUUUUUCUACGCGUGGAGCCCGUACUGGUGGUGCCUCAGCUGCGAGCUCCAGCUCGUCAGCGUGUUCAUGAACCUCUGGGGCGACUCUGCCCUCAUCGCUGCCGUCCGCUGCAUCCCAAUGGGCGUCGCUGGCGGCAUCGCUUCCUACCUAUCCGGGCGAUUCGUCCCCAGACUGCCGCCCAACUACAUCCUCGUCGGUAGCCAAGUCCUCAUGGCCGUCGGCUCCGUCCUCUUCGCGCUCGCAGACACCCGAGAUAAGUACUGGCCGUACGUUUUCCCUGGUAUGAUCGUCGGCAUGCUGGGGCUGGCAGCCGGAUAUGUUGCGUGUACAGCGGUGGUCAUGGGCGGCGCGAGGAAGGGGGAGGAGGGCGUCGUGGGCGCGGUGAUGUACACGGCGUACCAGGUUGGGUCGACGCUCGGUUUUGCUAUUGUGACUUCAAUUACAGAGGGCGUCAACUCUGGACGUGCGGACGACACGAUGUCACGGUUCGAGGGGUAUGCGGCGUCGUUCUGGUCGAUGGUCGCGCUACCUGGGGUCAUGAUAGUCGUCGCUUUGUUCGUCAGACCAUGA